Antechinus flavipes (yellow-footed antechinus) is the source of this 5250-nucleotide messenger RNA. RefSeq names its product BMP/retinoic acid inducible neural specific 3 (gene BRINP3). The transcript is spliced from 8 exons. The record is from RefSeq and is a predicted model, not a curated record. Gene Ontology annotation, biological process: positive regulation of neuron differentiation; negative regulation of mitotic cell cycle. Bases 2688 to 4988 code for a protein of 766 amino acids. Lineage: Eukaryota; Metazoa; Chordata; Mammalia; Dasyuromorphia; Dasyuridae.
CAUCUCUAGAAGCUAAGUAACCUAUAUUUAACAACUUGCUGUCCCCAAAUUUGCUUUUUUUGUGUGUGGACAUUUUAAUUUAAGUUUAAUCAAUUCUUAAUCACUUGCUGUUUUCUCCCACAAAUGUCCAUUUUUCUUUUAGCAUAAUGGGGAUCUACAGGCUGGGGGUGCUGUAGACUCAUAGAAGGGUUUUCUAAGUUUAUAGGUAACCUUACAACAUGCAAAUGGCCAGUAAGAAUAUUACUAACAUGUAUCCAGUAAAUAGGACCAGAACCAACAUAGACACUAAAAUGUUUUUUGUUACAGCAUUCAUUUACCUAAAACAGUGGGGGUAAAAGGAGGAAGCAUGUUCAUUUAUGGUUCUGACUGAAGAGUUAAAAGGUAUUUAAAAAUAUGGCCAAGAAAAGCUAAUGCUAUAGAAAUAGGACAAGUCCACACAACCAUACUCAGUUUAAAGAAGGAGGAGAGAACCACAGUGAAAUUUAGGACAUCAUUUAAAUAAAUGCACAAGAGGCCACCAGAAUGUGCUUUUCAUCGUGUCAGUGUUUAUUUCCGAUACAAGCUAUUAGGGAACAUUAAAUAAUAAGAAAGUCUCCCAGAAAAAAAAAAAAAAUCCCCUUUCAAAUUCCUUCUUUUACUUAGCCAAGAUCUUGGGAAGGGGGAAAGGAAAAUUUCCACUGACCCAGCUCGUGAUUUACAUACAGAAAGCUAGUAAAUGAAUGGAAGCUAGGGGUGUGUGUGUGUGUGUGUGUGUGUGUGUGUGUGUGUGUGUGUAUUGAGGGAAGAAUUGAGGGAGGUAGUGUGAGGAGUUAGAAGCGGUGUGUUUUCUUCUCUGCUGCAGAAAAUAAGAUUACUCACCAAGAACAUUUUGAACCAGGGCAAAUGUUUAUCCCCUCGAUCAUCCAGCGCUUCAGUCUCUGCAAGAAAUCAAUUUCCACCCUACCCUUCCCUCUUACUCCUGAAAGAGAGAGAUGAACAAUUCUUAAAGCUUCGGGGUUCUCCUUAAGAUCUCGGGAAGAGCAAAAGGCUCCCCCAGAGCUCUUAUACAGAUCCAUGCUAUAAGAGUGAACCCAACGGGAAAGAAUGGAAGAAAGGUGUUUUUUUUUUUUUUUUUUUCUCUAUUAGGGAAAAGAGGGAAGGAAGAAACCAUACAUAUCACAGCCAAAUAUAAAUCAGUCACAACAAAAUUACCAGUUUCUGUUAUUUAGGUAGAUUCCCCCGAGGAAUCUGAUCUCAAAGGAGGGAAAAGGAAGUUCCAGGAUCUCCUAUUAAAAUAACAAUUAAAAUGAACGAAAAAAUCAAAGAAUGAAAGGUCCGUGGGAAUAGAAAGGUAUUGGGGUAGAGUGAGGGGAGCACUGGGAAGGGAACGGGGGAUGGGAGCGGAGGAGGGAGGAGGAAUAAAGCUAAUCUUACCCAAUCGAUCAUACAAUCGUUUGUUCAAUUUCAAGCAGAGGAAUCACGAUAGAAAAAUAGCAAGAUAAUGCAUUCAGCAGAGAGCCAUUUCUAAUUUCCCUCUUGUUAGGAACCAAGCACGAAAGCGAAAAUAGGGGCUUUGGGAAGGUAGAAGGGGGUAGGCUCGAUCUCGGCACUGCCCCAGCUCCCAAGGGAUAGUCUCCAGGAAUUCCCAGAGCACAACCUUAGGCUCUCAUUCCUAACCCCCAUUCUCUCCUCUCAAGGGGAAUUGUGGUUUCUGAAAGAAGGCGAUCCCUUUAAGUGGAUUGCAAAUAGGAUUCACUCAUGAAUCAGGCUGCUGCUGCUGCCGCUGCUGCUGUUGCUGUUGCUGCUGAUGCCGUGACUGCUGGAACUAGUCACUUUCCCUUUCCCAAAGCCUGCCUUUCUCUAAGCCUAUCAGGCUCCGUGCCCCUUAAAGCUCCUUCUUAUCUUCUGGGUUUCUUCCACAUUCUCUGCCCUUCGAUUGAUUAUCGUUGAAUGGAGUCAGUUGGAGGGUUCCUGUCAGUAGGGGUUGGUUCUGUUGGUUUCUUUUCCCAACACCCUCCCUCAAUAAGUUGCUGCUGGUUGAGAAGGUUGGAGGGAAAUCCCAAAUAAAAGGAACUGACUGACAGAAUGCUAUUAGUUCUAUUAAUAAUGAUCACAACUCAGGUAUCUUGAGAGGAAUCGAGAUAGUGAAGAGCAGCAGAAUUUCUGAGGCUGUCCUCCCUUGAAUUCUCAUUGGAUCCUCCCUGGCUCCCUAAAUCAUUCCUGCUGCUAUAUCUAUCAGGAUGACUACAGCCUCUCUCACUAGUUCUCUCUUUAUCUCCCUGUCUUCCCCACAUCCUUUUACUUCUCUGGGCAGAUUUAUCAGUAUUCCUCCCCCUGUAAACUGGGUUUUCACAGCCUCUUUUCCCCCCACCCUCAGAGGAAUUCACAACCUGUAAUUAUUCACUUCUUCUGCCUGAGGAUCUUCACAAAUCCACUUUUCCCUUCCUCUUCACAUUUUUGUUUCCUUUUGUUUGGGGUCUGGUGACUCUGUAUAUCUGGCUCAUACUUGGUUCCAUGCCACAAGGAACUGCUGAUUAUUUCUAAGUCCAACCACCAUGCAGAUCACUCUUUUAGCUUAAUCCGCAACAUCAUGGAAUGUCUAUUUGAUUUCUGGAUACAUUUUUCUCAAAGUCAUCUUGCUUCCUGAAAUUUCCUCUGGUGUUGAGGGAAAGCUAAGAGAAUGAAGGCUCUAAGUACCCUGUGGAAGCAUGAUAUGGCGGUGCAGUGCUGGUGCUGAAUUGCUCUCUCUGAUGGCUCUAUGGGAGUGGAUAGCACUGAGUCUUCAUUGCUGGGUUUUAGCAGUUGCUGCUGUUUCGGAUCAGCAUGCCACAAGCCCCUUCGACUGGCUCCUCUCUGAUAAGGGACCCUUCCAUCGCUCACAGGAAUACACAGAUUUUGUGGACAGAAGCCGGCAGGGAUUUAGCACAAGAUACAAGAUUUACAGGGAAUUUGGCCGCUGGAAAGUAAAUAAUCUUGCUGUGGAGAGAAGAAAUUUCCUCGGCUCCCCACUGCCUCUUGCCCCUGAAUUCUUUCGAAAUAUAAGGCUUUUGGGACGUCGCCCCACCCUUCAACAAAUCACGGAAAACCUCAUCAAAAAAUAUGGGACCCACUUCUUGCUGUCAGCUACUCUGGGAGGAGAGGAGUCACUCACAAUUUUUGUGGAUAAGCGGAAGUUGAGCAAGAGAUCAGAAGGAAGUGAUUCUACAACCAAUAGUUCCUCAGUCACUCUUGAGACUCUUCAUCAACUUGCUGCUUCCUAUUUCAUUGAUAGGGACAGCACACUACGGAGACUUCACCACAUUCAAAUUGCAUCCACUGCCAUAAAGGUAACAGAAACACGAACUGGUCCACUUGGCUGCAGUAACUAUGACAACCUAGAUUCAGUCAGUUCUGUUCUGGUUCAAAGUCCUGAGAAUAAGAUUCAGUUACAAGGGCUUCAAGUCAUCCUUCCAGACUAUCUACAGGAGCGUUUUGUGCAGGCAGCUCUGAGCUAUAUUGCCUGCAAUUCAGAGGGAGAGUUUAUUUGUAAAGACAAUGAUUGCUGGUGUCAAUGUGGCUUCAAAUUCCCAGAAUGCAACUGUCCUUAUAUGGAUAUUCAAGCCAUGGAAGAAAAUCUUCUUCGAAUAAGUGAAACCUGGAAUGCUUACAACAAUGAUUUUGAGGAAUCAGAUGAAUUCAAAUUCUUUAUGAAAAGGCUCCCCAUGAAUUAUUUCCUCAACACAUCUACCAUAAUGCAUUUGUGGACAAUGGAUUCUAAUUUUCAGCGUCGUUAUGAACAACUGGAGAACAGCAUGAAACAACUUUUCCUCAAGGCGCAGAAAAUUGUACACAAGCUUUUUAGCCUUAGUAAGAGGUGUCAUAAACAACCACUCAUCAGCCUGCCAAGACAAAGAUCUUCAACCUACUGGCUAACUCGUAUCCAAUCCUUUCUGUACUGCAAUGAAAAUGGCCUUUUGGGAAGUUUUUCUGAAGAAACCCACUCUUGUACUUGCCCCAAUGACCAGGUUGCCUGCCAUAGCUUCCUCCCCUGCAUUGUGGGAGAUGGUUCUUCAUGUUUGACCUGUGCUCCUGAUAAUCGUACACGCUGUGGAAAUUGUAAUACUGGAUAUAUGCUGAGUCAAGGGCUUUGUAAACCAGAAGUGGCAGAAUCCACAGAGCACUAUAUUGGUUUUGAGACUGACCUGCAGGAUCUGGAAAUGAAAUAUCUAUUGCAGAAAACUGACCGGAGAAUUGAAGUUCAUGCCAUUUUCAUCAGUAACGACAUGCGUCUCAAUAGCUGGUUUGAUCCUUCCUGGCGCAAGCGAAUGCUCCUUACCCUGAAGAGCAACAAGUACAAAGCAAGCCUUGUUCACAUGAUUUUGGGUCUUUCCUUGCAGAUUUGCUUAACUAAAAAUAGCACCUUGGAGCCAGUUUUGGCUGUUUAUGUCAAUCCCUUUGGAGGCAGCCACUCUGAGAGUUGGUUUAUGCCUGUGAAUGAAAACAGUUUCCCAGACUGGGAGCGGACUAAGUUGGACUUGCCACUUCAGUGUUAUAACUGGACGCUAACGCUGGGCAACAAAUGGAAGACUUUUUUUGAAACAGUACAUAUCUACUUGAGGAGUCGCAUCAAGUCAAAUGGUCCAAAUGGCAAUGAAAGCAUCUACUAUGAACCACUGGAGUUUAUUGACCCUUCCCGGAACCUGGGCUACAUGAAAAUCAACAACAUUCAAGUAUUUGGCUACAGCAUGCAUUUUGACCCUGAAGCAAUUCGGGAUUUGAUUUUGCAGCUGGACUACCCCUAUACUCAGGGAUCCCAGGACUCAGCACUUUUGCAGCUGCUUGAGAUAAGGGACCGUGUAAAUAAACUCUCCCCACCUGGUCAGCGUCGUCUUGACCUUUUCUCUUGCUUGCUUCGUCAUAGACUCAAGUUGUCGACUAGUGAGGUGGUGAGAAUUCAAUCUGCUUUGCAGGCCUUUAACUCCAAAUUGCCAAACACAAUGGAUUAUGACACAACCAAAUUAUGUAGUUAACCAUAAAUGUCAAGCACAACCCAAAACCUUGAAGGAGUUUUUACAGUGCUUUUGUGGAACAGUUUAUGUUUGGAAGAGUAAAUUUAAAUUGUCUUUUCAAUAUCUGUCUUAUAUCAGUCAAUACCGUUGGAUGGCAAUUUACACAUGAACUUGCUGACAAUGAAUAUAUUAUACCUACAGUUUUGGUUUAUGAAUGAAAUAAAUACUGACACCAGUCUAGAAGACAUUCUACUUUUUACAAUAAAUUUCAUUUGUAAUUUUA